UCAAGAAAAACUUUUCCUCUCUUUUCAAGCGGUACAUUGGUUAUCGCAAACAUACCAUCUUUGCAUAUUUAUUGUUCUCGUUCAACUCAACUUGCUUUCAAGCCGUCGUCUUUGCAAAUUGCUCUUCUAUUCUUGAUUCGCAACGCAGACAGACACAUCCGACACACACACACAAAUGGACAUACCAAAUUCACCGCGAUACUUUACAUUCUUUUUUAUUUUCACAGUGACAGUGACAAGUCACAGACAAUCUUUUCUACCUCCCUCCCUCUCACACAGACACACACACUUACAUACCUCACCGCAAUGCUUGUUUGCACUCCUCAUACCUAACAGCAAGCAUGCAUCGCGCGCCGCUCAUAACAGUACAACCACUCCUUUCUUCUACUUAUUUUGACGCUGGCUGCUUUUAAUAUCAAUCAAAUGAUCCAAAUUUAGUGAG
Molecule: messenger RNA, 442 nt
Organism: Meira miltonrushii
Lineage: Eukaryota; Fungi; Basidiomycota; Exobasidiomycetes; Exobasidiales; Brachybasidiaceae
Exons: 1
Coding region: 176-397 (73 amino acids)
Source: RefSeq, a predicted model, not a curated record